GAAUGCGUACUCUUCUACUAGAACCAAAUUCUCAUACUACAACUACUAAAUACAUGACUUGUGUGUCUAUAUUUCCAUUAAGCCCUAAUUUCUUCACCUAUACACACAGCAUCUUGUAUCUAUAUGUAGUUUUCAUUUGUUAAUUUUGUGAUAAUUUGAUGUAAUUGGAUUGAAUUAGGGUUCAUGUGUGUGGAUAAAUGCUCGGGAGAGGCGAUCUAGGGUUUGUGGCGGUGGUUGCGGCGGUUUUCGCGGUGAUCGGGAUUGUGAUACGCCGGAAAUGGAGGACUGCGGCGGCGAGGAGGCGGGAGGUGGAGCGGCUGUUGGUGUUCGCGGCGGAGGAGGCGGAGAGAGCGGAGUUGGAGGCUUCGGUGCAGUACGGAGCUGCGGUGGCGAAAGAGGAGAGUGUUUCGGAGAAGCUGGUGGAUAGGAGUGAGUGUGCGCUUUGCUUUUCGGUGGCGACGAAGUUUUGUUCGCGGUGUAAAGCGGUUCGCUACUGCUCUGGAAAAUGCCAAAUAAUUCACUGGAGACAAGGUCACAAACAAGAAUGCCGUCCAUAUUCCAUCGUUAAAAAGGGUAAUGAAGAGAAAUUUUCUUGUCAAAAGGAGUUCAAUCAAGAAGAACCUAGGAAUUAUGGCGAUAGCUAUGAGUUAGACAAGAGUCAGUAUGCUAAGCAAGUCGAAACAUCUCCUGGAACUUAUACAGAUGUCGGUAGAUCUGAUCUUCUGCACAGUAAGGAUGAUAUUGAGGGUGAAGGUCUUACAGUUGAUGCGGGAUCUAAUUUGUCUGAGGGGAGUUCUGAACCGACUUGUACGUCCAGUAAAGCUUCGCUUGAUGCUUCUGUUUACGAUUCUGACGGAUUAACUAGAAUUCAGUCUGCCAUCGAUGUCUUGCUCAAGUCUGAGAGCGCAUGUGUGGACAUGGAUCGAAAUAGGUCACCAUUUGCUGAGACAUCAUCCAAUCUGAAAAAGUCGUCCAUAAAGAGUGUUCAGUACAAACCAGAUUCUAGUGAUGGAGAUAGUCAUAGUUUCUCAAGCAGUACAUCUGGUUGGAGUGUUGAUGGUUCAAGUGAUUCUCUUUCUGAACCGUAUACCCCCUCCUCUGGUUUCUGGGAAGGAAAUAUCAACUCUAGGAGGUCUAGAAAUGGUGCUAACUAUGAUGGCACUCAAUCUAUUUUAAGUGAUUUUGGUGGAGAUGUGAUGUUAAGUCCUGUAUCUUCUAUGCGAUAUUCAGCUGACAUGGCUAAAAGUCUUACCCGUGGCAUGCCUCAACAAGGCUUCAACUCCAACACAAUGAUCUCUAAUGGUGGUCCAAGUGCAUCAAGGACCAAGAGGUACGUCAGUGAUGCAACUUCAUCAGUUAAAUUAUGUAAAGAUAAUUUGAAGUCAAAAUCAUUGAACUUAGAAACGUCUGCAAGUAUGCAUGUUGAAACUGGUUGUAAUUCACGGGUGCUAAAUUCUAGAGAAACCAAGUCUUCUUCGUCCGAUAAUCAUUGUGCUCGCCCAUGUGCCAAUGAUCAAGGGCAUUUAAUAAUGAAAGAUUUCAAGAAUAUCAGUAACUCACCUUCAUUGUGCUCAGAAAGAUCAAAUAAAGUGCGCAAUGACACAAUCAGCUCUUCACAUGCUUUGGAAUCUCAGGAAGUUGGAUCUGUAUUGUGCAGAGAUUCUGAUACUGGAUUGACAUCCAGUACCAGUCGGGAUGCAGGAUUGACAUCCAGUACCAGUCGGGAUGCAGGUCACAUAGCGAACUUGUCAAAGGUCAGUGAUGGUGUUCAUGGGUUUGCCGGUUCUUCCUCAAAGUCGCCAAUUAAUUCUACAAGUGCCAGAAAUGGUUUAAAGUCAACAAUGUUAAAAGUUGUUGACCAGCUCAAACCCUCUAAAAUUUCAAAACCUUAUUCGACGGGGUUAGAUAGUGGGACUGUGGGAAAAUACAAUGUCAAGGGCCUGUUUUCGUACGAACUGUUUGUCAAGCUGUACAACUGGAAUAAAGUUGACAUGCAACCGUGUGGGCUCAUAAAUUGCGGCAACAGUUGUUAUGCUAAUGCUGUGCUCCAGUGCUUGGCUUUCACGCCACCUAUCACUGCUUAUCUUUUGCAACGACUCCAUUCUAAAACAUGUCAAAAUAAAGAUUGGUGUUUUACCUGUGAAUUCGAAAAUUUAAUCGUGAAGGCAAGGGAAGGCAGUACUCCACUAUCUCCGAUUAGAAUACUCUCCCAUAUUGAAAACAUCGGGAGUCAUCUUGAUUAUGGGAAAGAGGAGGAUGCACAUGAGUUUCUAAGGUGUGCCAUUGAUACAUUACAAUCCUCUUGCCUCAAGGAAGCCACCUCAAAAAUCUCAGGCUCUUUGAAUGAAGAAACUACUCUUAUGGGCCUUACAUUUGGGGGUUACCUCCGGUCCAAGAUAAAAUGCAUGAAAUGUGGUGGCAAAUCUGAGCGCAAUGACAGAAUAAUGGACCUUACUGUUGAAAUAGAUGGAAACAUAUGUACCCUAGAAGAGGCUCUACGAAAGUUUACAAGUACUGAAAUUCUUGAUGGAGAAAACAAGUAUAAUUGCAGCAGAUGCAAAUCUUAUGAGAAAGCUAAAAAGAAGUUGACCAUAAUAGAAGCUCCUAAUGUCCUGACCAUUGCGUUGAAGAGAUUUCAGUCAGGCAAGUUUGGAAAACUUAGCAAAUCCAUUGAAUUCUCAGAGAUUCUGAACAUGGCCCCAUUUAUGAGCUCAACAAGUGACACGUCUCCAAUAUACCGGCUUUAUGGAGUUGUGGUUCACUUGGAUAUCAUGAAUGCAUCGUUUUCUGGUCACUAUAUCUGCUAUGUUAAAAAUAUUCAGAAUAAAUGGUUCAAGAUUGAUGAUAGUUCGGUGAAUGCUGUGGAACUCGAGAGCGUCUUGACAAAAGGAGCAUACAUGCUUUUGUAUGCGAGGUGUUCUCCACGGGCCCCGAAGUUAAUAAGAAACUCAAUGGUACCUCGUGAUCCAAGAAAACCGAAGAAUCCAUCAUUGAAGUCAAGAUCCCAUUCCACCGGUCUACUUGAUUCUCCCAGAACUAAUCAUUUAAAUUAUCAGACCGGUGAAGGCUUCUAUCAAACUCAUCCGAGUUUUCAACGGGUUUCUUCUGUUCUGGAGGAUGAUUCUUCAAGUGACAAUUCUUCCUCCAUAUUCUCUGAGGCUGCUUCAUGCAGCACUGAAAGCAGCACUAAAGACUCAAUGAGCGCUGAUGACUACUUUGAUCAAAUAUUUGGUGAUUUUGGACACAAAUUGAACAGCUCCUGGUGGAAUACAUCCGACUCGGACACUUCAUCUUCUUCAUCAUCUCCCUCCCCUCUGUACACUAAAAACAUACCAUACAGCAGCUCAGAUCAUUAUGUCCCCGGAUACAAUGAAGAAAACCACUGUUCAGCUGAUCCAGCAGCAUCAGCGGAGGAUGGCCGCGUUUGGGCAAAUCAACCAGGCAAGAGUAGCAACUUGGACAGCUUGAAAGGUAAAGGAAGCACCCCCAUUUUGUAUUCUGACAAGACUAAACAAUGUAGAGAAGUAGUAGAUAGUAAUAGUGAUUUUAGCUGUAGUAGAUGUAGAGCAACUAACUUGAACAGCAUAGGAAAGAUCAAUCCCUUGAACAAUGUUAAAUCUGGGAUAUCUCACAGAAGGUAUAGUAGAGGACAGUCAGAUUAAAAGAUUUCUGACUAAAUGAUAGCAAAUUAAGACUAAACUCGUUCAGUUGGCAUUAUGGAAGCGAAGGAGGAGGUGGGCGAGGGCAAAUACUCUCCACAUUGACAGCUCAGAUGCAUGGGGUGUGAGGCGGAGAUCUGAAUGGAGUAAUACUGGAGGAAACUUUCUUUUAAGACCCGUCUUAAAAGAAAGCUUGCAGCCAGGCCAGCUUGGAAGCAUAAUUUUACUAGGCAGUAACUAAUUGCAGCAUAAGGACUAAUAAGAGUUUUGAAGGGAGGGUUUAGAGAGUGGGUGUGUAUGUAUAUGUGCUCUUCUUGUUGGCUUUGUUCAUAAAAUGAUCCAGCAUUUUGUCACCCUCCUCCCCCUUUCAGAGUUAAAAUAAAAUUUUGCCCGUUAUACUUGGAGCAUGUCUUGCUGUUAUAUCUUUGUCUGUUAAAUCAGAUUGUUAUCUUUUGUACA
Daucus carota subsp. sativus is the source of this 4118-nucleotide messenger RNA. Its product is annotated as ubiquitin carboxyl-terminal hydrolase 19. Gene Ontology annotation, cellular component: cytosol; nucleus. The record is from RefSeq and is a predicted model, not a curated record. NCBI's taxonomy places the organism in Eukaryota, Viridiplantae, Streptophyta, Magnoliopsida, Apiales, Apiaceae. Gene Ontology annotation, biological process: protein deubiquitination. The transcript has 11 exons. The coding region runs from base 198 to 3662 and encodes 1154 amino acids. Gene Ontology annotation, molecular function: cysteine-type deubiquitinase activity.